AUGGCUUGCACCGCGAACAACGGAACCCCAGCGAUUCAACUCAGCUUCAUCGUCUACCAGCCCCAGCGACUCCAGCUCACAAAGAAACCACCAUGGACCUGCGGUGCCGGAUCUGACCCCCUUGAUGGCUUGAUUAACCCGGAGACGUUGGGGAGUUGGAAUACAGAGAAUUGCGCCCUUUUCCAGUCGUCGGUGGAUAAUUUGGAUAUGUUCAGCCAUGUGGUUGAUUUUCCGAUGCCGUCGCAGUCUUCCACAAGUGCCAGUCAUGAUUUGGGGGGUGGUUCUCUAGAGGGAAGACAGCAAAGACUUGUUCAGUCAUCCGACAACGGUCCGAUAUCUCAAGAAUUCCAGUCUCUGCCGACUCCUUUGCCUCAGCUCAACACAUCGACUCCUUCUCCCAACUCAUCCGGCUCAACGUCCUCCAAGCCAAAGCCCUCGCGUAUAGAGAAACGCGAAAGCAAUACCCUCGCUGCGCGUCGCUAUCGUCAACGACGGGUCGACCAGGUGAAGAAUCUUGAAGCGGAACUCGAGAAGACCAAGCAGGAGCGAGACGAGUUGCGGAUCCGGGUCUCGAAGUUGGAGGGGGAGACGGAGGCUCUCAGAAGUCUUGUUCGGAAGUAG
This is a messenger RNA of Aspergillus ruber CBS 135680, 621 nucleotides long. Its product is annotated as bZIP transcription factor JlbA/IDI-4. Gene Ontology annotation, biological process: positive regulation of cellular response to amino acid starvation. Bases 1 to 621 code for a protein of 206 amino acids. The transcript is spliced from 3 exons. Gene Ontology annotation, cellular component: transcription regulator complex. NCBI's taxonomy places the organism in Eukaryota, Fungi, Ascomycota, Eurotiomycetes, Eurotiales, Aspergillaceae. Gene Ontology annotation, molecular function: RNA polymerase II cis-regulatory region sequence-specific DNA binding; DNA-binding transcription factor activity, RNA polymerase II-specific. The record is from RefSeq and is a predicted model, not a curated record.